Hansenula anomala is the source of this 2604-nucleotide messenger RNA. RefSeq lists its product as uncharacterized. Gene Ontology annotation, biological process: phosphatidylinositol dephosphorylation. Gene Ontology annotation, cellular component: endoplasmic reticulum. Gene Ontology annotation, molecular function: phosphatidylinositol-4-phosphate phosphatase activity. The record is from RefSeq and is a predicted model, not a curated record. Lineage: Eukaryota; Fungi; Ascomycota; Saccharomycetes; Phaffomycetales; Wickerhamomycetaceae. Bases 1 to 2604 code for a protein of 867 amino acids. The transcript has a single exon.
AUGGCCGACAACCCUUCGAUCGUAUCUUCAGAUCAAGCAUCAACACAAACUGGUUAUGCUCAUUAUCUAGAAUUGGGUCUUUACAAAUCAGGUUUAAAGCUUUCACUACAAAACAGCGAUAGAUCACAUUUCAUCCAUUUUGAAGACUUAAGCGUCACUCCUGAUUAUGCUCCUCAAGGUCAACAGAUCGCUUCGUUGAAUUCAUUAGGUUUGGUGGGGUUUGUGGAUCUAGGUCCCGGCUAUAUCAUUGUUAUCCAUACUCAAGCUCCAGUUUUUGAACAUAAAGAUGUAACGAUUUGGAACAUACUCAAGAGUUUGGUAAUACCUCUGAAAUUUGAUUUAGCAAAGAAAUUCUUCAAGAUCGAAGAUGGUGUUUUAGAUGAAGAAGAUGAGGCUUCAACUGAACCAGAUGAAAAUCAAAAUGAACUUCAACAAGAUCCACAAUCUCCAAAUACUGUUGGUGAGAAAAUCAAUCAAACAAAAGAUAUUUUUUUCAGUAGGCUUGGUGUUUACGUUAAUGAUCUUAAAUCAAAUCCUUCACUUUCCAUCUCAAACAAGAUUGUUAACCUAUUGGAAACAGAGAAUGAAUCAGAUGAGAUUGAUGAAAAUGAUUUAAACUCAAUAAAGUUGAAAAGAUCAAUCACCAUUAGAGGUAUUCCUAAAGAUUCAACACCAAAGAAACAAAACAAACUUACAAAGUUUGUUGAUAAGAUCAAACAACAACAAUUGGAUCAAAAAGAACAAAGGUACAACAUAUCAAAUAGUAUGCUUUAUAAAUUUGAAAAACAGUUGCAGUAUUUCUUCAGUUCAAGGGAUUUUUUUUAUUCAAGAGAAAUCAAUUUAACAAGAGAUAUAAAAUUUGAAAAGGGAGAACUAGUAACUUUUGAUGAUUCAAAGCAUAAUUCAUUUCAUUUUAAUCAUUCAAUUACUCAAAAAUUCAAAGAUACAGAUUUAUCAUUAUCAUUAAUACAAGGCUUUGUGGGAUCCAUUGAUAUAGAUUUAAAUUUGAAUGGUUCUUUAUCAUCAAGACAAGGGAAAUUACUUUUAGUAUCUAAAAGAAGUACCAAAAGAGCAGGUUCUAGAUAUCUAAGAAGAGGUAUAGAUGAUCACUCAAAUGUUGCGAACUUUGUAUCAACAUCUCAAAUAUUACUAACUGAAUUGAAUUCAGGGCCGCUAUGUGCUAAAUUUGAUAUCAUUAGAGGUUCAAUUCCUUUAUUUUUCCAACAAAACCCUGCUUUCCUAAAACCAAUACCCACAUUAACAAGAAGUAUUGAAAAAUGUGAAAAGCCAUUCAAGGAACAUUUUGAAAAUUUAUUGGAAAAAUAUGGUUCUGUUAGUUGUAUUUCCUUGGUGGAACGUUCAAAUAGAGAAAAGGAAAUUGGUGAAGCUUAUGAAAAUUUAGCGAAAAAGGAUAAUAUUGAAUUCACUUGGUUUGAUUUCCAUGAAGUUUGUAAAAAAAUGAAAUUUGACAAUGUUUCCAAAUUAUUAAAUUAUCCAAUUGAUAAUAAUGAAUCUGAUUUGACAAUUGAUGAACAAUUGGAGAAUUAUAAAUGGUGUGAUAAUAUCACUGGUGAUGAUCAAUUAGGUAUUCUAAGAGUUAAUUGUAUCGAUUGUUUGGAUAGAACAAAUAUUGUUUCGAAAUAUGUUUCGGAAACAAUGUUAUUACAACAAAUUUUACCACAACAUGAUUUAACUAUUGAUAGCUUACCUCAAUUUCAAAAAUUAUACAAUAAUUUAUGGGCUGAUAAUGGUGAUUUUAUAUCUAGACAAUAUGCUUCAACUAAUGCCCUAAAGGGAGAUUAUACAAGAACUGCAAAGAGAAAUUAUAAAGGUUUAUUAAAUGAUGCCUUUUUAACAAUGUCAAGAUAUUAUUCAGGUUAUAUCAGUGAUUAUUUUAAACAAUGUGUGGUGGAUUAUUUAUUAGGUCAUAAGAAUCAAGAAAUUUUUGAAGAAUUUGAAAGUACAUUGAAUGUUAUUGAUCCUAAUGAAAUCAAUGAAAACUUGAAUAAGAAGAAUUCAUCUUUAAAAUUCAUAAUUGAAGAAUUAGGAAUAUUGAAAUCUAAAGGUGAUGAUGAUGGUUGUUGUGAAGAUGAAGAAGAUCUGAUAUUGGUUGGUUCUUGGUCUGGAUUACAAUCUCCAAUGGAUUUCAAUACUUUAAAACUUGGACAAACCUUGAAUGACAUUUCAUUAAUCGUGACGAAUAAAGUGAUUUUCUUUGUGAAAUUCAAUGAGUCUGAAUCCAAAAUUGAAAAAACAAUCAAGUUAAGAGUUCAUGAUAUUAAAGAAUUAAAUUAUGGUGUUUUCAUAACUUCCACUCAUAGUUCACUAUCAUUAAAUCCCAAGAGAAACAUUGGUUUGAAGUUUGUCUUCACCUCAGAUGUUAACACAAGUGAUGAAAUAGAACCAACUAAUGAUUACUUGGUGGUUAAAUUCCCAAUGGAUAUGGAUUAUGAUAAGGCAAAAUAUAUCAUUGAAUUGAUUUCGAAAACUUGUCAUUCAAGUACUUUAUCUAAUGUGGAUUUGAUGAAUGAGGAAGAUGCAAAGAAGAACACUAAUAUAAUACAGAACUUAGAGUAUAGAUUUAAGAAAUUGGUUUGGGGUUAA